UGUAACUCACCAGAACAGCACAAUGACUUUACCCUUCACACCUCUCACUACUCCACUCACACAACAUGCCGCUGUUCAUCAACAGAGACCAGAUCUUUGCUCACCAAGUUCAUCUUCUGGAGCACAAACUGCGGAGUAAAGAGGAGCGGAUUCUGGAGCUGGAGACGGAGAACGCUCUCCUACACCUGAGACUGGCUGAGUGUAUGGGGAAACUUCGACGGGAUCAAGAAGUGGAGAUAUUAGCAAAGAGGCGCUGUCAGCUCCAGACAAAUGUGCAAAAAAGGACUCGCUCUGCCCUUGCUGAACUUCUCUCAGAGGUGCAGGCUCUGAAGCAGGAUUUGAGGGAUGUGUUUGCUGUAUACGUGAGUUUUGCCACAGAUCUUGAGAACCAGAGCAAGCAGCUGCUAGAGCAGGUGGCCAGCACAGCUGUCCAGGUUUUUCAGGGUGAUGGAAUCCAGAACCUUAAGGAUCAGAUGUCUGCUCUGGAGCGCUCCUUGCAAGAAGAAAAAGAGAGGUGUAGAACAGAAAGGACGAGGAGGAGGGUUCUCCACAAUACUCUGGUUGAGUUGAGGGGUAAUAUCAGAGUGCACUGCAGAGUGCGCCCCAUCCUGCCUUUUGACUGCAGUCACAGUCCAUCACGUAAUGGGUCCUCUUCCCCGGAGGUGGUGGUGCAGGCCUUCAGUGAUGAUUGUGUGCUGGUGAACUGCACUAAACCAGGGAGUCCAGUAACAAACAAAAUGUUUGAGUUUGAGAGGGUGCAUGGUCCCGAGGACACUCAGGAUGCUGUGUUUGAAGAAGUGAAGCCCCUUUUAACAUCGCUUCUGGAUGGGUACAACGUGUGCAUCAUGGCGUACGGGCAAACAGGCAGUGGAAAGACCUACACAAUGAUUGGAUCCCAACCUGAGGAUUCUGCAGAUCCCAAAGACAACUCCCAGCAGGGCAUCAUCCCCAAAGCAACAAACGAGUUAUUCAACUUGAUCUCAGAGAAGCCUGCAGAGAGUCACACAGUGGAGGUCUCGGUGGUGGAGGUUUACAAUAAUGAGCUGCUGGACCUCCUGGCCAAAGAUGAAGAGGGAGCCUCAGUGGGGGUGAAAAGAGAAGUCAUCACAACCAGCACAGGCACCAGUGAAGUGCCCUGUCUUACACAUGAGUUGGUUGAGAGCUGUGCGGAGGUAAUGCAGUUGAUCAGUGCAGCAUUAAGGCUGAGAGCCCACAGCCCCACACUGGUGCACAGAGACUCUUCCAGAUCCCACCUCAUUGUUACCCUAACUGUCACCUCCAAAAGUGCCAACGCACUGGCAUUAGCUCGCAGGCUGCAGAAUGUACGGCAAGACGUCCAGCGCGGCUCUAAGAGGGAGUGGUGGAGUCCGCGUUGUCGCAGAGCUGCCUCCUCUCGCUCCUCUAGCCCUGCCUCUUCCCCGUACCCCUCCCCCUGCCAAUCACCAUGCCCCUCUCCACGACCCAGCAUCUCCCAGACGCCCAUCAGAACCAAGCUGCAGCUGGUGGACUUGGCUGGGAGCGAGUGUGUGGGCAUGUCAGGAGUAAGUGGUGCAGCUCUGUGGGAGAGUUCCUGUAUAAACCGCAGUCUCUCUGCUUUAUCUGAUGUGCUGGGAGCUCUGGCAGAGCAGCGGCCACACGUGCCCUACCGUAACAGCAAACUCACACACCUUCUGCAGGACUCUAUAGGAGGGGAUGCUAAGCUGCUGGUGAUGCUGUGUGUGUCACCCACCCAGUAUUUUCUCACUGAGUCUCUGCAGAGUCUUGGUUUUGGCUCCAGAGCCAGACAGAUCCAGAGAGAGCCGCCACGCAGGAAGAACACUGGCAUAAAGAUAAAGUAAACCAUUGAAAAGAACAGAAGAUGAAGCCAUACCAUAAAAUCUGUCAGAGGAAAGGGUUUUACAGCUUAAGAGAACCACCUAGGUGAGAGUCAUAUGAUCACAGAGUGACAGAGCACAUGGUGCACACAAGAGAGGUAAUAUAUAUAUUUAAGAGUGAAGAGCAUUGCUUGCAUGCUCUGUGUGUGUGGUGUGCUUACUGUGGUGUUUAUUUACGUGAACAAUUUCAUUGUCAUGCAAAAAACUUGUAUAUUACAAUGGCCUUAACAAAUGUUAUCAAAAAGUUAUUGGAAGUCAAAACAAAUAUAUGAAAAAUUGUAUAGUCAUUUUGGAGCAUCUGGGUCUAAUUAUGAAAUUAUGAUGCAAAAAUGUGUCAACAAAUAAAAGAUGGCAGAGGUUUUUGUGUGACAGUGAUGGUGUUCUCCCUGUAAUUGCCGAGCUUUGGUGCAGCAGGUGGUGAUUUCGGUGCUUAUGUGACUGGCUUGUGUAACAACGGCAGGUCAGAUUUCAUCCAGAAAACUGCGUCUACCUUUAACAAAGUGUUUACAGACAAAAGCAAGUCGCAAUAGGAUCCAUUUGAAAGUGUGCACAGUAGUGUUAAUAUUCUAUUUUAUGUUAAGUAUUUAGAUAUUUAGAGUACUUUAUUAUAAUUGAUAUGCCUUUCCAUAGUAGAUAUAUCUGUUUUCUGUUGUGUGUGCUUGUUUUAGUAUAAUACUCUGCAAGGCCUAAGUGCAGUGCACUCUGUAUUUAUGGUAACCAACCAUACAGUAUAUAUACAUACAGUAGAAGUCAAAAGUGUUUUAAUUUUUCUGUUUUUUUUUUUACAUUUAAAUGAAUACUGAAGUUAUACAGACUAUGAAGAAACCUUUUAAAACAAACAAAAAAAGUUUUAAACAAACAAAAAUACUGUUAAGCAUUUAGGUGGCUCUUAUCUGGAGGCUGGUAACUCUGAUUAACUUAUCCUGUGCAACAGAGAUAACUCUUGGUCUUCCUUUCUGAGGUGGCCCUGAUGUGUGCCAGUUUCAUCUUAACUGAUGCUCUCAAACACAUUAAGAGGCAAGAAAUUCAAGUAAUUACCUCCUAAUUUGUUCACACAGCUGUUAUCUGAAAGCCAUUCCAGAUGACUCUACCUCAUAAAGCUGACUGAAAGUCAAAAUGAGCAAAGCUGUUAUCUUAGCAAGAUAAGGCUAAAAUAAAAAAAAGUGGUUUAUUUAACACUUUUUGCUUACUCAAUAACAUAUUUUGGAUAAGUUUAGUAUUAAUAUUUAAUGUAGAACAUUUAAAAAUAAUGAAAAAACACAGAAUGUAAGGUGUUUUUCAAACUUUUGACUGGUACUGUAUAUACAGCUCUGGAAAAAAAUAAGAGACCACUUAAAAACGAAUGAGUUUCUUUUAUUUUACCAAAUUUAGCAAUCAAACUAAGCUGAACUGCUUUAUUUUUUGCACCAGGAGUGGCAUAAAGUUAUCCAAAAGCAGUGUGUAAGACUGCAUGAAAACUGUGAAAAACUGUUGUAAAAACCAGGUUUAUUCAACCAAAUAUUGAUUUCUGAACUAUUAAAACUUUAUGGAUAUGAACUUGUUUUCUUUGCAAUUUUAAAGGUCUGAAAGCUCUGCAUCUUUUUUGUUAUUUUAGCCAUUUCUCAUUGUCUGCAAAUAAAUGCUUUAAAUGACAAUAUUUUUAUUAUGAAUUUUGGAGACAUUUUGUCUGUAGCUUAUCGAAUAAAACCAUUGUUAAUUUUACUCAUAUCAUAUACCUAUAAAUAGCAAAAUCAGAUAAACUGGUCAUUUUGAAGUGGUCUCUUUUUUUUCAUAGAGCUGUAUAUUGAUGUUUGCAUUAAAUGCUGUUCUUUUUGUACUGGGUUUUCCUGUGAAGUAUAUUGAUGGUAAUGAGCUUUACCAGUGAUUGUCUAUGCUUUUCCACAGUCGUUGAGUUUUACACUACUUCACAGUGAUUAAUUUAUCAUUAUGCACUAUUAGAUGAAGAAAAUGCUCUUGUAUUGUAUAUUAUGCUCUUUGUCUGUUACAGCAGGUGUAAUGUAAAGCUUGUGGAGUUCAGCGCUUCAUGUAUUUUCACUCGUAUUUCAUUAAAAUCCUGCUGACACACUUUC
Messenger RNA from Astyanax mexicanus (Mexican tetra), 3943 nucleotides. RefSeq names its product kinesin family member 25 (gene kif25). Gene Ontology annotation, molecular function: microtubule motor activity; microtubule binding; ATP binding. The record is from RefSeq and is a predicted model, not a curated record. The transcript has 15 exons. Bases 66 to 1838 code for a protein of 590 amino acids. Gene Ontology annotation, biological process: microtubule-based movement. Lineage: Eukaryota; Metazoa; Chordata; Actinopteri; Characiformes; Acestrorhamphidae.